CUGAGGCGGCGGCGGCGGGAGCCGCUCCCGGCCCCGCGGGAGGGACGGAGCGGGCGGCGGCGAUGGAGGAGCCGCUCUGCUGCUGCGAGUACGUGGACCGGCGCGGCCGGCGCAACCACCUGGCGGCGUGCUGCUGCGACUGCGAGGAGCUGGACGACGGCUGCGACAGGUGGCUGACGUGCAGAUCCCUGCCCCCGGGAGCGCUGGAGAGGAUCGCCGACACCAUCGCGGACCGGCUGCGGGUCCCCUGGUUCUCAGGGGCCGUGAAGAUCAACGUCAGCCUCGUGCCGCCGCUCGUCCUGCUGCCCGUCUUCCUCCACGUCGCCGCCCUGCACUUCCUGCUGGGGCUCAUCAUCCUGACGUCCCUGCCCGUUGUGGUGCUGUGGUAUUACUACCUCACCCACCGGAGGAAGGAACGGACUCUGUUCUUCUUGAGCCUGGGGCUCUUCUCCUUGGGAUAUAUGUACUAUGUGUUUCUCCGGGAGGUGGUUCCCCGGGGCCACGUGGAGCAUUCCCAGGUGGUCACUCUCACGUGCGGGUUAAUUCUUAUGCUUGCAGCCCUGUCUCGAGCCAAGAAGGACCCUGGCUACCUUCCCAUCCCAGCAGGCAACGAGAAGCCAUCGCACCAGGGUUUGCACAACAAGACUAUUAGAGGGAGCUCCGGCGGGCUCCAUGGCAUCUCAGGUGCUGCCAGCAGUCGUGCUGUGAAUGGGGAGGCUAAAGGUUAUUGCAGCAUGUCAGCUGAGCAGCCAGCAGGUGUGAAGAAGGACUGGUGCACUAAAUGCCAGCUGGUCAGGCCAGCCCGAGCAGGGCACUGCCGGCUUUGUGGCAGGUGCGUGAGGAGGCUGGACCAUCACUGUGUCUGGAUUAACAGCUGCGUAGGGGAGCAGAACCAUCAAGCUUUCAUCCUUGCACUCUCCUUCUUCAUGCUCACCUCUGUGUAUGGGAUUACCUUGACCCUGCACACCAUCUGUAGGGGCCGAAGUCUGUUUGUGGCAUUGUUCUACUGCCCCGGGGCCUAUUCUGACUACAGCUCUGCUCUGUCGUUCACCUGUGUGUGGUACUGUGCCAUUGUAACAGCUGGCAUGGGAUACAUCCUCCUUAUCCAGCUGUUGAACAUCAGCUACAACGUGACUGAGAGGGAAGCUCGGCUGGCUCUGCGGGACAACACUGGGCGCAGGCUGCUGGGUGGGUUAGUGAUAGACACUGGCCAGUACAACAGGGGACUCCUGUGCAACUGGGGCCACUUCCUGAGCCUGGGGGCUUCUCCUCCGCAGCGCUCUGCCGAGGACAUCGUGUGACACCCUCGUUCUGCAGAUGGCAUUGUGUCAUGGCUCACUGACUUUGUUUAGCAGGGGAGCAGCCCCUCCCGCCAGGACUCCUCCUCACACAACCUUUCCUCGUGGUCUUUAUGUGGGCUGUCCCCUCACUGACAACAGCAGAUGUUUUCCCUGGUGGAAUGGUUCUUCACAUGCUGUCAGCCAGCAAUAGGAUGCAGAAAGCAGUAAGCCAUAUGUGCAGGUGGGGAGAGGAGGAGCCUGCUGCCUUUUAUCACCGUGGGAAACAGCAAGAAGAGCACAAGGUUUUGAGAACUUGAGUUUCCCUUAGAUGUGAGUACUGGCAUCAGGAGGAAGCCCUGCUGCUGGGCUUCAGUGAGUGCACUGGUUCCUACAAAGGUUAAGGAAUCCCUGGAUUUGUACCUAUGUGUGCCAUUUUGGAGAUGUCAGAAGAGUGAACUUUGGACACAGAUAACAGAUGGAGCCCUGCAGAAACUGGUCUCUUGGACGAGAAGAGACUGUCUAGGCAGUCACUGGGCAGUGCUCUCUGGUGCAUUUAUUUAUUUAUUUUUACUAUCUCUGAUUCCAUCCAGCUGUGUACAUGCUUCUAUUAAGUGCCUUUGUGAGCUACAUUCCUGUAGGACUUUGUAUGAUCUCUUCACCUCUUGACCCCUAAAGUUGUUAUUCCAUCCCUGUCUGUCUAAAUGAGUGAAAAGAGAUCCCAUUGUUCUUUCUGCAAGCCGGGUCUGUAUUGGUUUGAAGGCUUUGCUCAUCUCCCUCAAAGUGUUUCUGCUCUGAUUAUGGGUUGUGACAUGUGACAGCAGGUAAAUACACCAAGUAAGGAGUUUUGAAGCAACAUGUGAAGUGAACUUUGAGGGCAAAAGAAGAGUGCUGUCUGUCUGGUAUUAGUGUAGCUUUACCUUCAUCCUAUGUCUGUGAGAGAGUAGGCAGUUCUGCUUUGGUAAGUAGCAUCUCAGUUGGGUUGCUGUCAGCACAGUGAUCUUGUCUCCUCUCGGCCCGGUUACGGUGGAGCUGCCUGACUAUAGAUCUGAUUUCUCAAGCCAAGAAGCCAAGGAACAGAUCAACCCUAAGGUACAUAGGAAGAGAUGGAGGAUGUGUUGAAGGUGUUUGUUUUUGGGAUAGAUGACCUGUACUGGCAGGUAAAUGAACCUGUUAAAAUGUGCUCUGCAAGAAUGCCAUUUUUUCCUCAUCAGCCUGCAACUGUAUUAUGGCCUGGACUCGAGCUUCAGCCAAAAUAACAAGGUUUUGGUGGCAGGUUUCUGGAUUUCAGGGUGGGAUUUUUUGUGGUUUUUUGGUUGAAGCCCUUUAUGUAUGCCGUUGGCCCUGCAGUAACAGGAGAGGUCUGGAAGAGCUGGGGACUGUGGCACAAGAAUUUCAGGUUGGGCCUAAGUUGCAAAAGCAGAGAUGGAGCUUUGUUCCUAGCUGUGGUGUUUUCAGAUGUGUGCAGUGUGCGUGGGUCAUGCCUGCCCCUGAGUGCACGGGCAUGGCAGGCAGCUGGGGGAUGUUGGGCAAGUGAUGCACAUUCACUGUGCUGCUGUGCAGUAGCUUUGAAGAAUAAAUGGAUGGUGCAUGAUGCCAAAAGAAAGCAGGGGCUGUCUGUUGGGAUCCCUGCCAUAUUUUUUGAGUGCUUCUCCUGAUAUGUCCCAGUUUAAGGUAAAGACUGUGUUGCUUUUUGCUCUGUUUGGUUUCCUGAAGUGGCACAUUUUAUAACCAGCAGAUAAUUAAGGAGCAGCUGCAUUUGGAAUGUGGCUAUACGGUUACUGAAUUUCCCUUAUUUCUUUCCCCUUUUCAUCCAGUAAAGCAGUUCUUUAUAAGGAGGUAAAGGGACAGCUCUUUUGCUUCCUACCUCCAACCAAGCACAGCAGAAAGUUCUGACCACUUUCUUGACUCUAAUGUGAAUAAAAAAGUAUGCAGCUGGACUGUGCAAAGUGUUACUUUAUGACCUUCUGUUUGGAGCUUGAAGCAUGAUCCUAGGAGUUCAAAUUGAGUCAAAGUUGCUUCCACUUGAGUUGUCUGUAAAUGUUUCCAUGGCACAUAUGUAUAUUGUGAUGCCUGCUGAGAUGAUUGGCAACCCUGGAGAUAAGGAUGCUGUGGUCUAGGAGGAUCUUCUAAAUCUUACCCUGCUGGCACUGAGGAAGAUAAAGGCAGAAGGACCUCCUGGGCCAAAUGAACCCCUGCAGUGGAAACAGCCAAUUUGUCCAUCUCUGUGUGCUGCACGCACAGGAAUCAAUCAUGCACCUACAGGCUGAACAAGCUCUGGGAGCUUUUGCAGGUUUGAGAUAAGUGAUUUCUCAGAGUCCUGCUACUCCUGGCUGGGAGAAAGCAGAGCAGAUCACAGGGUGCUUCCCUGGCACUGCUAACCCU
This is a messenger RNA of Zonotrichia albicollis (white-throated sparrow), 3662 nucleotides long. RefSeq names its product zDHHC palmitoyltransferase 23 (gene ZDHHC23). Gene Ontology annotation, biological process: peptidyl-L-cysteine S-palmitoylation; protein targeting to membrane. Gene Ontology annotation, molecular function: protein-cysteine S-palmitoyltransferase activity. NCBI's taxonomy places the organism in Eukaryota, Metazoa, Chordata, Aves, Passeriformes, Passerellidae. Gene Ontology annotation, cellular component: Golgi apparatus; endoplasmic reticulum. The record is from RefSeq and is a predicted model, not a curated record.